UCUUGUGCUCAGGCAGGCAGGGCAAGCAAUCUUCGUAAAACACACACAAAGCGGCGCGCCUGUCCGUAUGGCACACACACCAUUGAGUACUACUGUCCGCGACGACACCGAAGGCGAAGCCCCCUAGUUGAGAAAUGGCUCUUGCCUUUGAAAGGUGAUUCUGCAACUGGGCCCACGCUUAUCAAAUUUUAGAGCACUUUUUGGCCCCAAACGCGAGUGAAGACGCCUCCAAUAACGUCGUAUAUAGUGGUGUCAAACGCUGAUAUAUACGCUGUUUAUUGCAACUUACAGCGCGUGCAAAUUUAUACAUUAAUAUAUACAUAUAUGUGUGUGUAUAUAUAUAUAAUAUUAUAUUGCUUCUGGAUUGUGUGAAACAUAUUCACCACAUAAAAAUUAAUACUGGACAGAGGUACAUUUCAGUGAGAAAACAUCUCGAUAGUGUUUCAAGAUGAAUACAGUCGCUUUAACUAAACUAAAGGAGCAACAAAAUCUCUCAUUAGAAUCGUUGUCUGAGAUUUGUCGUCUAUGCCUUCGCAGCGAUAGUGUUCGCUUCGAUAUAUUCAACAAUGAGGAGGAUUACAAAGUGCCUCUGAGCCAGAGAAUUUGUGAGUUUUACAGGAUUAAGGUUUCGAAAAAUGAUCGUUUGCCAACGAAGAUAUGUCAUCACUGCCUGUUUCAGACUGAAGUACACACAGAAUUUCGAGAAGGAGUUAUGCAAAAUGAAAAAAGGUUGAGACAAUUUACAGCGACAGUUUGGCCAGAGACAAUAACUGAGGACAACACACAAACUGGUGAGACAAUGGACAGCGAUUUAACUGCAAAUGACAUAAUGGGGGAUGAUGAGGAGGUUAUGGAUGAAGAGCGUGAAGCUCAGAUGCGACGAGAGAUCUAUGUGCAGGACAUGAAGGGAUUGGAAUGCUACCCAGGCGAGAAUAGUCUCGUAACUGUGGUAGACCCAAACAAAGAUUAUAGUAGCUCCGACGAGGGCAGCGAAAUUGAAGAACAGGAACAAGAUCCUGAACCAGAAAUUGAUCAGGAAAGUACUGAGAUGGGUGCUAAUGUUCCGAUUGUGUCCGAAGCACUAAAAAAUAUAUUUAUGUGUAAGUACUGUGACACAGCAUUUAAGUCAGAAGAACUCUGUGGUGAACAUGAGUCUAAAUCUCAUCGGCCAGAUGCACCUUAUGGCUGCAAUUUCUGUAAUUUUAGCUGCACUUUCCGUACAUCGUUAAUCCUUCAUAUAAGAGAUUCGCACCGCACCGAAAAGCCAUACAUUUGUAAUACGUGCAACAAGGGCUUUGGCAGGAGGUCUGAUCUCAAGAAACAUACUAUCGUUCAUACGGGGGUUCGUCCUUUUGCAUGUUAUGUAUGUAAAAAGAAUUUCUCCCGUAAUACCAACCUCACGAAACACUUACGCAUCCACAGUGGUUUGAAGCCAUAUGUUUGCUCUCGUUGUCCUCGAUCUUUCACCACUCACACAGAUCUCAUUCGCCAUCAGCAAGUUCAUUCAGGAGUACGUCCCUUUCGUUGCUCAAGAUGUCCAGCUACAUUUACACGGCGCGAUAAAAUGAUUCACCAUGAAAGGGUACACCUGCGCAAGAUUGGACAGAUUCCUCAUACUACUGGUGAUUCAGGUCUUGAUCCAGAGAGUAUGGUGAUCGCAUUGGAUCCUUUUGCUAAUAUAAACCAUCAACUUACUGUAGAAACAGAACCUCCACCUCUUGUGAAUGACGAUACUCUGCCACGUUUUUCAGUGCCGGAUCAUAUACAAAAUCUUGAUCUCAUGUUCCCCGAGACGGUAAAUGACGUGGUGUCUUAUGGAGAUCUCAACGGUUCGGACAAACGUGUGUUUAUGUGCUCCAAAUGUCCCAAGAGAUUCAUCAAUAAGUCCUCCUAUCGUGAGCAUAUGAAUAAGCACACAGGUAUCAGAUGCCAUGUAUGCAAUAUCUGUUCCAAAGCUUUUUCCCGAAAGCGCGAACUUGACCGCCACAGUAUUGUACAUACGGGCUUUAAGCCAUUUGAAUGCAACACGUGUCACAAGCGCUUUGGGCGCAAGGAUAAACUGGUUCGUCAUGAGAGAAUUCAUAUGGAGGGCAAAUUAUUCGCUUGUGCUGUGUGCGAGGCAGCAUUUACUCGCAAGGAUUCUCUUAUUUUGCAUCAAAAGAUUCAUGGAAAACUCACACUGACUGAAGAAGCUCAGCAUCAAGGCUUGAUGAGUCAAGAUAUGGCCAUAUCACAGCCGUUCGAUCCUGCUAGAAUGCUAAAACAAAUUCCAGAGUUCAUCCCGCCUAUGCGUUGGAGUCAAGAGAUGGAACCCAAAGAAUGUGGGUUUUUUCAAGAAAUCCAACACUGAAAUUAUGUACCCCAAUAUCCACAAUUUUAGUUAGUAAAUAAUGUUGAUGCAAAUUACA
Messenger RNA from Phlebotomus papatasi, 2408 nucleotides. Its product is annotated as zinc finger protein 436-like. The transcript has 2 exons. Lineage: Eukaryota; Metazoa; Arthropoda; Insecta; Diptera; Psychodidae. Gene Ontology annotation, cellular component: nucleus. The record is from RefSeq and is a predicted model, not a curated record. Gene Ontology annotation, molecular function: RNA polymerase II cis-regulatory region sequence-specific DNA binding; zinc ion binding; DNA-binding transcription factor activity, RNA polymerase II-specific. Gene Ontology annotation, biological process: regulation of DNA-templated transcription. Bases 449 to 2350 code for a protein of 633 amino acids.